Molecule: messenger RNA, 3534 nt
Organism: Cervus elaphus (red deer)
Lineage: Eukaryota; Metazoa; Chordata; Mammalia; Artiodactyla; Cervidae
Gene: DCAF16
Product: DDB1 and CUL4 associated factor 16
Exons: 2
Coding region: 781-1431 (216 amino acids)
Cellular component (GO): Cul4-RING E3 ubiquitin ligase complex
Source: RefSeq, a predicted model, not a curated record
UCCCUGCUCCCCCUGAGGGGAGGAGGGAAGGCGGGCGUCUGGGAGUGCUGCGCAGCGUCCCGGCUUCUACUGAGAAGGGAAAUGUUCCGAGGUCUUCUGAUGGAGGCGAGCCGCUUUUUAAUUCUGAGCGGUUGUUGUCCUUCUGUCUUCUCAUUCACAGGUUAAGGCUACCUUUGCAGAUGGUCCAGCAACUAAGUCGCCAGUUUCCAAGGGCAUUUGCACCAUCUAUGGAAAACAUCGGAUCAUUGCACACCAGACAGAUCCUUGGCAACUCAUCCCACCAUCCCCCUGCACAAAAGUUACUGUACCAGCCAACAAAGAAGGCAACCACUGAGUUUCUUUUCAUUACCAAAUAGAUACGAUAUCUCUGCCAACAAAAAAGAGUACACAAGGUGUCUCUUCAUGAAAUUGCAACCAGUUGAGACCAUGCUAAGCAAAUCAGCUUGUCUAUACGAUGACCUCUUCUUUUCUUCAGUAGCCAGGAUUUGAAGGAGAGACUCUGACCUGUGCCACUGGUAAGUGACUAACUUUUACACACUGAACUGGUGCUGAGAACUGAGCUGUCUUCUUUGUAAGUGAAGAAUAUACAACAUAAUCUUGAAGAACUGUACAGUGUUGCAAGCCAGAGGCAUACCAUGUGUGUUUAACAGACUGAGAUACAAGUGAAUCUUACUGAAACAGCUUCUCAUCUUUUGCUUUAUUUGCCAGUGUUAGUGUUUUGCUGGCUUAGAUUGUUACCUUUUCCUGGUAUCUUUUUUCCUAUACUGUUGGUCUAUUUUAAUGGGUCCUAGAAAUCCCUCUCCUGAUCCCUUAUCAGAAUCAGAAAGUGAGGAAGAAGAAAACACUACCUACCUAAAUGAGAGUUCUGGGGAAGAGUGGGAUUCCUCUGAAGAAGAGGACCCUGUGGUGCCCAACCUAACACCUCUUGAGAGUCUUGCCUGGCAGGUUAAGUGCCUUUUAAAAUAUUCUACAACUUGGAAACCGUUAAAUCCUAAUUCCUGGUUAUAUCAUGCUAAACUCCUGGAUGCUAGCACACCAGUCCAUAUACUUCGAGAGAUAGGCCUGAGACUCUCUCAUUGCUCCCAUUGUGUACCCAAACUGGAACCAAUUCCUGAAUGGCCUCCUCUGGCUUCUUGUGGAGUACCACCUUUUCAAAAGCCCCUUAUAAGUCCCAGCCGGCUUUCUAGAGACCAUGCCACUCUAAAUGGACCACUGCAGUUUGCCACCAAACAGUUAAGCCGAACAUUGAGUAGAGCCACCCCGAUACCUGAAUACCUAAAACAGAUUCCUAAUUCCUGUGUUUCUGGUUGUUGCUGUGGCUGGUUAACUAAAACAGUUAAGGAAACAACCCGCACUGAACCCAUCAACACUACUUAUUCCUACACUGACUUCCAAAAGGCAGUUAACAAACUCCUAACUGCAUCACUAUAAAAAACCCACCAUUCAUUCUCAUCUCGUGUUCCCACCUGAGAAAGGAACACAGUUACACAGCCCACAAUUGAGAAACAAAUGUCUUCUCAGCCACACUAUGCCCUGUCUUCAGAAGCCAAAAUACCAUCAAGUACUAAAUACAUACCCUAAGAGUCCUGUAACUCAGCUACAGAAAAUGUGCAGUGCAGACAUUCCUUUUGAAAGACCCUGUGGAUGAGAUGAGAACUUCAAUAGAGAAUUAGUUAAAAGGGACCUUUUUAUAGAAAAAUAAGUUGACUAUUCUCCACACUCAGUUCUCCCCACAAUUUACUCUGCCUGUCUAAUGGACUUAACUAGAUACCUAAUUACUAGUAGGAAGGAAAAGUGGGCCACUAUCCCAUUUGUUACCCAACCUUCAGAAUAGCCAUUGUGGAAACUGGUAAGUUAGUGCUAAUAACACCUUUCUGAGCAUACUUUUCUCUAGUACUCAUUUUUGGAGAGGUUCUUGAAUUAAAUUUAAUAACUGGACAAAAGAAAAUGGUAGGAAUAUGGAUUUACCUCCCAGUUUUAUAUUGAUAGUCCUACAUAGGGCGCCCUUUAGGGGUUCCUAUUUUGGGGGGAGGGAGUGCAGUGCAGCAGUGCUUAGUCACUUAGUUGUGUCCGAAUCUGCAACCCCGUGGACUGUAACCCACUAAUGCAGUAGUAGCCUACACUACUUCAGACGUAUUAUGGGACCUGCAGUUACAGCAUACACAUUUUAUAGGCUCUCACCAGGCUCUCUCUAGAUAAACUGGCUUGUAAGAUCAUGUGUGUGUGUGUGCUCAGUCUUGUUUGACUCUUUGCAACCCCAUGGACUGUAACCUGCAAGGUUCUUCUAUCCAUGGAAUUUUCCAUGCAAGAAUACUGGAAUAGGUUGCCAUUUCCUACUCCAGGGAAUCUUUCUGACCCAGAGAUGAACCUGCAUCUCUUGCGUCUCCUGCAUUGGCAGGUGGAUUCUUUACCACUGCAUCAUGUGAACAGCCUUGUAAGAUCAUACAUGGAGUUAAAACAAACACUUGUUCUGUAUGGAAUAUAUUUCCUGCAUCCUGGCAUCUAGACUUUAGUUGGUAGCAAAUAAAACACAUUCCAAAAGACCAGUGGGAAAGAAUUAAAAGCAUUUAUGCUGGUAGAUGAAAGUAUUUUAUCUAUAUGUUUCCUGGAGCAGUAUUCAUGCACUUUCCACAUCUAUUGCAAACUUUUUAGGAACCCUUCUAACUUUAAAGAACUUUACUGCAGAAAAUCUCAGCCUAAUACAAUCUGAAGUGUUUCUGUGUCUCACUUUAGAUUUUUUUUCUGGUUGAAUAGAAACCAUACAUACCCUUGCAAAUGAGUCUUGCUGUGUCUAAACAUAGAAAUCAACAUACAUAAAAUGUGUGAGGCCAGUAAGUCUUUUCACACACCUACAAUAAAGAGGAAAUCUGUAUGUGAUCCUGGUUGGCUGGUCAUCUAAAGGGAAUCAGAAAAUAGAUUGUUAAAGAUAUAUAUAUAUAUAUAUAUACACAUCCUUCCUUAUUUUAUUUUUGCUUUUUCCUGUUCUCCAUAAUUAAGUGCUGUAUACAAUGUGGCAUCAAAAUACGGAAGCAUUAUUGGAAUCACAAAUUCUGUAAAUGUAUAGCAACUUUGAGAAAGAAGAAUGUUUCUAACCUAAUGAGAAAUUUCUACUGAACCUUAGUUGUUUCAUCUUAAGGAAAAGGAGGGAAUUAUAGUGGGUAGAAAAAAAAUAUUUGUUAAUGGAAAAUUACUGAACUGAAACCAUUUAAUGUUAGUGUAACUGAAUGUACAGUAAACUGAAUUUACUGCUCCUAUGUAGAUGUUCUAUGAAAUUGUUGUUUUUUUUUAAUGUUACAAAAACAUGUUUCUUUUUUUCAAAGGGGGAGGUGGGAAGAAGUAGGGAGAUCUGAAAAUUAAAAUAUGUUGCUGUUUAUGUAACAGUAAUAUGUUCCUUUUUCUGUGUGUGUGCGCAUGCAUGUGUGUGUGUGUAAAAGUGCCUUGUUCAUGAACACAUCUUUGCUGUUCAUUCCAAAAGGAAGCCUUUUCCCAGCUUCCCAGCUGAAUAAAGCAAUAGCUUUGUACAUGCUGAACAGA